This is a messenger RNA of Mycosarcoma maydis (corn smut), 315 nucleotides long. RefSeq lists its product as uncharacterized. The coding region runs from base 1 to 315 and encodes 104 amino acids. NCBI's taxonomy places the organism in Eukaryota, Fungi, Basidiomycota, Ustilaginomycetes, Ustilaginales. The transcript is spliced from 2 exons. The record is from RefSeq and is a predicted model, not a curated record.
AUGAGAUCCGGGUGUUGUUCGCUAUCUUUGCCAACGUUGAUUGCUGGCCCCCGCACGGCAGUGGCUUCGGCCAACUCCGAACCUCAACCUCCGGCAGGUGUCGGGUGUGCACUUGCCUAUCGCAUCGCCCUUCCCGCACACACAUCGCACGGAACUCAAAUGCCGACGAUAAGCAAUCAUUCACCCACCGCCCUCCUCGAUGUCUCCCCCACCACCUUUCCAUCUUUGGAACGGCAUGACCACUUCCAUGACGCUGAACUGCGCCACCACAUUCACGCACGCGACUUCAGCACAGCACGCGAUAAGACCACGUAA